AUGUUGAAUUCACAAUGGCAAGUUAAUCCUCAGUCCACAUCAUUUUUACGACACUAUAAACCAGAUUCAGCUAAAGUUCUUUGUAUUGCCUCUAACGAACAUUUUUCAGUAUAUGACGGUGGAAAAAAUGAUAUUGAUCGUCACAUAAAGUUGAAAAGACAUAACAACAACAUAAAAUCAUUCGGUAUAAAUCGACAAUUGAUAACAUUAACUUUGAAAUCUAACAAGAAGGUUGAAGAAACAGCAGCUGCAGAAGAGGCACUUGAAAUUAUAGUUAAAUAUUCAAAUUUAUUUGAUUUUCAUCAAUUAGUAAUUUCAAGUCAAAUUGGAUCUAUAGAAAAAACUUGUGUUAGUCAAGCAUUACAAAAAGUAAAUAAAAUGAAUGAUGAAUUUAAUUCAACAUCAAUGAUUAAUAAUGAAAAACGAACAUCAGCUGCUAAACUUGUUAAUCAAUAA
Messenger RNA from Rotaria sp. Silwood1, 456 nucleotides. The record is from the annotation of a GenBank genome assembly. NCBI's taxonomy places the organism in Eukaryota, Metazoa, Rotifera, Eurotatoria, Philodinida, Philodinidae.